Molecule: messenger RNA, 2756 nt
Organism: Tupaia belangeri chinensis (Chinese tree shrew)
Lineage: Eukaryota; Metazoa; Chordata; Mammalia; Scandentia; Tupaiidae
Product: scavenger receptor cysteine-rich domain-containing protein SCART1
Exons: 12
Coding region: 1-2493 (830 amino acids)
Cellular component (GO): membrane
Source: RefSeq, a predicted model, not a curated record
AUGGCAUUGUCCCCUCUAGGGCUGUUGCUGCUAUUCCUGGUCUGCUGGACCCUCCUUCCUGGUCCAUCUGGGGAGGAGUCUCUGAGUCUCCUAGGAGCCAGAAACCACUGUGAAGGACUCCUGCAGGUGCAGUACCUCAAGCAGAAGGGCCCCAUGUGCGCAGACCAUUGGGACAUGAAGGCAGCAUCGGUGACCUGCAGACAGCUUGAUUGUGGCCCUGUGUUUUCAUCCCUCAAAUAUGUUGUGAGGUCCCGGGAGCUGGAGGUGCCCUGGCUGAAUGGUGUCCACUGCCAUGGUGAUGAGGCCUCUCUCUGGGAAUGCUCUUUGGGGGCCUGGGAGUAUCAGAGCAGCUGUGAAUGCCGGUGCGUGGUGGUGAUGACCUGUUCAGGUGGUACCUUGCAACAAAUUGGGCUAGGAGGUGGUGGCAGCCCCUGUGCUGGUAUUCCCGAGGUGGUGAAUCCAGCUGGUUUUGUCUUGAGAUGUGAAUUGUACAAGGAGGAGGCGACUGUCUUCUGCACAGAGCUGGGAUGUGGCACUGCUUUGCAAUGGUCCAGCGUCUACCCUGGAAUGGACCGUGAGGACCACUGGCAGAAGUUUGUAAGCUGCCAGGGAACAGAAUCCAGUAUUUUCAACUGUAAGAUCAACAUGAACUUUCUAGAGCAGUGUGACCUUUCAACAUACACUGAAGUAGUGUGCUCAGGACACAUAGAGGCCCGGCUGGUGGGUGGUGCUCACCCUUGCACUGGACGCCUGGAGGUGAGGCAGGGCCUGACCUGGGGCACCAUCUGUGACUCCAACCUGGACUUGACCACUGCACACGUGGUAUGCCGGGAGCUUCGAUGUGGUGUGGCUGUGUCCAUGCAUGGGGGCGCCCACUUCAGCCAGGGCUCCGGGAUUGUGUGGAAUGAAGCCUUCCGCUGUAUGGGCAAUGAGUCCCUGCUGUUCUACUGCCCACGGGAGCCUGGGCACCAGUGCGGACACAGCCAGGAUGCUGGACUCACAUGCUCAGGGGAAAAGUGCCGGCUGGUCAACGGCAGCAACAGCUGUGAGGGACAUGUGGAGGUCCAUGUGCAGGGAACCUGGGCACCCGUCUGUGCCACCCACUGGGACUUGGCAGACGCCACAGUCCUCUGUCACCAACUCAACUGUGGCAAUGUGGUGGCCAUACCCCAAGGAGGGCAUUUUGGGGAAGGAGAAGGUCCCAUCUGGCCAGAUGUGUUUCACUGCGUGGGGACAGAGCCCCAUUUGUUGAGCUGCCCAGCAAGCACCCUGGGGGCCCCGGCCUGUGCCCAAGGAAACAUGGCCUCUGCCAUCUGCUCAGGACGCCCCCAUGCCCUGAGGCUGAGGGACGGACAGAGUCACUGUGAUGGCCGUGUGGAGAUCUUCCUGGGUGACGUGUGGGGCCGUGUGUUGGAUGAUGCUUGGGACCUGCGCGGGGCACAAGUCGUGUGCCGGCAGCUCGGUUGCGGACUAGCUGAGCGAGCCUACGAUGCACCUUUCACGGAUCUGAGGCUGCAGAACUACAGCCAGCCAUGUGCAGGGAGGCUGGAAGUUUUCUACAAUGGGACCUGGGGUGGUGUCUGCCAGAGCCUGAGUGCUGCCUCCCUGGGAGUCCUGUGUGAGCAGCUGGGCUGUGGGCCCCAAGGGCAGCUGCAGGCCAGGGUGGGGAGCUGGCCUCUCCCUGGGGCUCUGUGGGUGGCCUCCAUUCAGUGCAGAGCCAGGCAUGACAGGACUCUUUGGCAGUGCCCCUCAGCCCCCUGGAACCAGCAUUCUUGCUCCAGCCAGGAGGAAGCCUGGGUCAUAUGUGCAGAAAAGACAGAUGUUCCUCAGGACCUUGAACAAACCAUAAAUUGCUCAUCUACAAACAGCUGCCCAGAGGAGGGUGCAUUGCGCCUACGCGGGGGCGAGGACCAUUGCUCUGGGCGCGUGGAGCUCUGGCACACAGGCUCCUGGGGCACUGUGUGUGAUGAUUCCUGGGAUCUGGCAGAUGCGGAGGUUGUGUGCCGUCAGCUGGGCUGUGGUCAGGCAGAAAACGCCCUAGGAAGUGCAGCCUUCAGCCCUGGCUCUGGGCCCAUAUGGCUGGACGAGGUGGGGUGCCGGGGCAGUGAGGAGACCCUGUGGGACUGUCCAGCCCAGCCCUGGGGACGUGGAGACUGCACACACAAGGAAGAUGCUGGUGUGCGCUGCUCAGGUGAGCCCCGCCUCUCACUGUGCCCCACAGGACCCAGCCUGGUCCCUCCACCAGUCCACAAGGCCUGGACCCUGCCAGAGACUGCCUGCCUCAUCCUUGGCUCCCUUCUGUGCAUCAUCUCCCUGUUCCUGGGGGCUCAGUGGUGCCACCGCAAAGCAGCCUGCAUGGGUUCUGUACUGUCGGAGACGCCAUCAGAGGGCGUCUAUGAAGACAUUGGAGCUGUCUUUAUGGGAGUGAAAGACACGAGGGCUGCGUUGCCUGGGGACCCAGUGCUGGAGGAGGAAUAUGACGACGUGGGAUAACCCGAGGACUGCUCCAGGGAGGAGGAGGAGGAGGAGGAGGAGGAGGAGGAGGAUGGGGUGCUGUCGAGUCCCACAGGUGGGGCUACUUGGAGCCUGGGCCCUAUAGCUCAGGCUGAAAUGGAAGACCGUGGCGACUCCUUGCCUGGCACGUGAUGACUGAGCUGCCUGUGGGAGACAUCAACGUGUCAAGAGAGUGGGAUAAACCAGAGAGUCUGGGGGUCUUCAUUGUUCUCAUUCUUAAAACACAUGUUAUUAAACUCCCU